Messenger RNA from [Candida] anglica, 3322 nucleotides. NCBI's taxonomy places the organism in Eukaryota, Fungi, Ascomycota, Pichiomycetes, Serinales, Debaryomycetaceae. The record is from the annotation of a GenBank genome assembly.
AAAAUGAGUAGCACUUUGAAGUUGGAGAAUACCGCUCGUCGUGAUACUUUGAUCGAAAUCGAGAAAAAGUACCAAAAGUACUGGGCGGAAGAAAAGUUCUUCGAAGUCGAUGCCCCAACUUUUGAAGAAGACCCUACUGAUGAUGCUGAAGAAUUACGUGAAAAGUACCCAAAGUACUUCGCCACCAUGGCUUACCCAUACAUGAACGGUGUCUUGCACGCUGGUCACAGUUUCACCUUGUCCAAGGUUGAAUUUGCCACUGGUUUCGAAAGAAUGAACGGUAAGAGAGCCUUGUUCCCAUUGGGUUUCCAUUGUACUGGUAUGCCAAUCAAGUCCGCUGCCGACAAGAUUAAGCGUGAAGUCGAACUUUUUGGUGCUGACUUCUCCGGUGUUCCAGCUGAAGAAGAAGAAGAAGCUACCCCAGCUCCAGCCGCCCCAGCUGCCAAGAGAGAAGAUGUCACCAAGUUCAGUGCUAAGAAGUCCAAGGCCGUUGCCAAGCAAGGUAGAGGUAAGUACCAACAUGAAAUCAUGUUGCAACUUGGAAUUCCAAAGAAUGAAGUGGCCAAGUUUGCUGACCCAGACCAUUGGUUGAGAUUCUUCCCUCAAUUGGUUGAAAAGCAUGUCACUGAGUUUGGUGGUAGAGUUGAUUGGAGAAGAUCCAUGGUCACCACCCCAGCUAACCCAUACUAUGAUGCCUUUGUCAGAUGGCAAAUCAACCGUUUGAGAGACUGUGGUAAGAUUAAGUUCGGUGAAAGAUACACCAUCUACUCUGAAAAGGAUGGUCAAGCUUGUUUGGAUCACGAUAGAUCUUCUGGUGAAGGUGUCAACCCUCAAGAAUACACCGGUAUUAAGAUCAGAGUCACUGAAUUUGCUGAAGGUGCCGCUGCUUCUUUAAAGGAAAGUGGUUUCGACGUUGCCGGUAAGAACAUUUUUGUUGUUGCUGCCACCUUGAGACCAGAAACCAUGUACGGUCAAACCUGUUGUUUUGUCUCCCCAAAGAUUGAAUACGGUUUAUUCGACGCUGGUGAAGGUAACUACUACAUCUGUACUGAAAGAGCCUUCAAGAACAUGUCUUACCAAAAGUUGUCCCCAACUAGAGGUGACUACAAGAGUGUUGCCGUCAUCAAUGGUGUUGACUUGGUUGGUUCCAAGAUCGAUGCUCCAUUGGCUAAGUUGAAGAACUUACGUAUCUUGCCUAUGGAAACCGUCUUGGCUACCAAGGGUACUGGUAUCGUCACUUGUGUUCCAUCCGAUUCCCCAGAUGAUUUCAUCACCACCAAGGAAUUGGCCAACAAGCCUGAAUACUACAAGAUUCAAAAGGAAUGGGUUCAAGAAGAAAUCGUUCCUAUCAUCAGAACUACCAAGUUUGGUGACAAGUGUGCCGAAUUCCUUGUUAAGGAAUUGAAGAUUCAAUCUCCAAAGGAUUCUGUUCAAUUGGCUCUUGCCAAGGAACAAGCCUACAAGGAAGGUUUCUACAACGGUACCCUUAUCGAAGGUAAGUAUGCUGGAGACAAGGUUGAAGUCGCCAAGCCAAAGGUCAAGGCUGACUUGAUUGCCACUGGUGAUGCCUUUGUCUACUACGAACCAGAAUCCGUUGUUAUUUCUCGUUCUGGUGACGACUGUAUUGUUUCAUUGGAAGAUCAAUGGUACAUCGAUUACGGUGAAGAAUCCUGGAAGGCUGAAGCCUUGGAUUGUUUGGAACAUAUGCAAACUUUCUCUAAGGAAACCAGACAUGGUUUCGAAGGUGUUUUGGACUGGUUGAAGAACUGGGCUGUCACCAGAAACUUCGGUUUGGGUACCAGAUUGCCAUGGGAUGACCGUUACUUGGUCGAAUCUCUUUCUGAUUCUACUGUGUACAUGGCCUACUACACCAUUGCCCGUUUCAUGCACUCUGACUACUACGGUGCUAAGCCAGGUAAGUUUGACAUUAAGGUUGAACUGUUCACCGAUGAAGUCUUUGAUUACAUUUUCUCCCGUAGAGAAAACAUCAAGACUGAUAUUCCUAUUGAACAAUUGAAGGAAAUGAGAAGAGAAUUCGAAUACUUCUACCCAUUGGACGUCAGAGUCUCCGGUAAGGAUUUGAUUCCUAACCAUUUGACUUUCUUCAUCUACUCCCACGUUACCUUAUUCCCACGUAAGCAAUGGCCAAAGGGUAUUCGUGCCAAUGGUCACUUGAUGUUGAACAACGCCAAGAUGGCAAAGUCAACUGGUAACUUCAUGACCUUGGAACAAAUUGUUGAAAAGUUUGGUGCCGAUGCUUCUCGUAUUGCCUUGGCCGAUGCUGGUGACUCUGUUGAAGAUGCUAACUUCGAUGAACAAAACGCCAAUGCUGCCAUUUUGCGUUUAACUACUUUGAAGGAAUGGUGUGAGGAAAUCGUUAACGCUAAGGACCAAUUGAAGACUGGUGAAUUUGACUUCUUCGACCAAGCAUUCGACAACGAAAUGAAUGAAUUGAUUGAAAAGACUUACGAACAAUUCAGUGCCACCAACUACAAGGCUGGUUUGAAGGUUGGUUUGUUCGACUACCAAGCUGCUAGAGAUUUCUACAGAGACUCUGUUGAUGCUAUGCACCAUGACUUAGUCUUGAAGUAUAUUGAAACCCAAGCUUUGAUGUUAGCACCAGUUGCUCCUCAUUUCGCUGAAUACAUUUACAAGGAAGUUCUUGGUAAAGAAGGUUCUGUUCAAAACGCCAAGUUCCCAAGAGCCAGCGCUCCAAUUUCCAAGACUAUUUCUGACUCCUUAGAAUACGUUAGAGGAUUAUCUCGUUCUAUUCGUGAAGGUGAAGGUAAUGUUUUAAAGAAGAAGAAGGGUAAGCCAUCUGAAGUUGACCAAACCAAGCCAACCAAGUUGACUGUCUUCAUUUCUUCCUCCUUCCCAGAAUGGCAAGACAACUACAUUUCUCUUGUCAGAGAAUUGUUUGAAAAGCAAUCUUUGAACGACAACAAGUUGAUCAAGGAAAGAACCGGUAAGGACAUGAAGCGUGCCAUGCCCUUCAUUGCUGCCUUGAAGCAAAGACUUUCUGUCGAAGAUCCACAAACUGUUUUCAACAGAGAGUUGACCUUCAAUGAAGUUGACGUUGUUAAGUCCGUCAUGAAGAACAUCAAGAAAUCUCCAGCUGCUGUUGUUGUACAAGAAGUUGAAGCUAUCAGUUUCGAAAACGGAUCUAAGACCGGUAAGAACAUUCUCACUGGAGAGGAAGUUGCCAUCACCAUCUCCGGUAAGAUUGUGGACUCUGCCGUUCCAGGUGAGCCAGGUAUCAUGAUUACUAACAUUUAAGUAGAUGUUUAUAAUGGCGGAAGUCAACGAGUUAAUUGUUAUAGUU